Messenger RNA from Venustampulla echinocandica, 357 nucleotides. Its product is annotated as rRNA-processing protein. The transcript has 3 exons. The record is from RefSeq and is a predicted model, not a curated record. NCBI's taxonomy places the organism in Eukaryota, Fungi, Ascomycota, Leotiomycetes, Helotiales, Pleuroascaceae. Bases 1 to 357 code for a protein of 118 amino acids.
AUGUCUACACAAGUGACUCCUGCUGCCGCUCCUGUGCAAAGCGAUGCAGCCCAGGGCAUGCGCAAAAACGGCAAACAAUGGCAUGCUCCUAGAUCUGCUUUCCGGCCCAAAGCGGGCAAUUCUGGAUGGGACAAGCGACAAGUGGAGCGAAAAGCCCUAGAGACCGUAAAAGCGAAGGAGAAGGAGAUGAAGGAAGAGAAGGAAGCCGAGAGACAGCGGAGGAUAACGUCGAUCAAGGAGAAGCGUGCUGCAAAGGAGGAGAAAGCUCGAUACGAGAAGUUGGCCGAGACUAUGCAUAAAAAGCGGGUGGAGAGGUUAAAGAGAAAGGAGAAGCGGAAUAAGAUGCUGAAGUCAUGA